This is a messenger RNA of Nilaparvata lugens (brown planthopper), 802 nucleotides long. RefSeq names its product FERM, ARHGEF and pleckstrin domain-containing protein 2-like. Gene Ontology annotation, molecular function: guanyl-nucleotide exchange factor activity. The transcript has 8 exons. Bases 83 to 802 code for a protein of 239 amino acids. The record is from RefSeq and is a predicted model, not a curated record. Lineage: Eukaryota; Metazoa; Arthropoda; Insecta; Hemiptera; Delphacidae.
UGGUUUUAUACUACGGUAGACACCAUCCUGAGUUCGAGAACUGCGUCAGCAACAAGAGAAACUGGAUGAAGCAACCGAUCUAAUGAUCAACGUAUUAAGGCAAACGGAGAACUUUGUGCAGCUGUGUGAGUUGCAGAGAGACAUGACAGGCUUCGAGGGUCUGGCCACCACUCAGCGGCAGUUCAUCAGACAAGGAUGUCUGUCCAAGUUCUCCCAACGCAAGGGCUACCAGCAGAGAAUGUUCUUUUUAAUGUCUGAUGUGCUGGUGUACACGAACAGGUGUGGUCACAUGUUUGUGGUCCAUGGGCAGUUGCCGUUGAGGGCGCUUAUGGUGCAGGAGAGAGCAGAUACACCUAUGACCAACUCUUUUGUUAUUUAUGGAGGAACCAGGGUAUUAACAGUAGCAGCUACCAGUGCAGAGGAGAAACAAAAAUGGCUGGAAGAACUAUCUCAGGCGAUAGCGGACAGCAAACAGAAUGAAGUCAAUGAUUCAAGCAAAAACAACUAUCUUAGUCUCAAGUCUUGCAGUUCGUCGGAUGAGGUGAUGGACAAGUGCGGGCAGAGCAUAGAGGAGGCCAACAGCAAGGUGUCUCCACAGCGCAGCAACACCACGGUGCAUGUCUGCUGGCACCGCAACACCUCCAUCGGCAUCGAGGACCAGCUCAGAGCUGUAGAGAACCAACUUAGCGGCUAUCUUCUGCGAAAGUUCAAGAACAGUAACGGUUGGCUGAAGUUGUGGGUGGUCUUCACCAACUUCUGUCUCUUCUUCUACAAGACUUAUCAGCAUGUUCCUUGGUUGUAG